Messenger RNA from Seriola dumerili (greater amberjack), 1261 nucleotides. RefSeq names its product protein tyrosine phosphatase type IVA, member 2 (gene ptp4a2b). The transcript has 7 exons. Gene Ontology annotation, biological process: protein dephosphorylation. Lineage: Eukaryota; Metazoa; Chordata; Actinopteri; Carangiformes; Carangidae. Bases 400 to 924 code for a protein of 174 amino acids. The record is from RefSeq and is a predicted model, not a curated record. Gene Ontology annotation, cellular component: nucleus. Gene Ontology annotation, molecular function: protein tyrosine phosphatase activity.
AAGCUGCCACAUUGAAGAGGAACAAAAAGGCGACCUGACAGCGCUUUCUGCACUCCCUCCACUUUCUCCGGGGUAGUCACGGGAUUUCAAUGUUCAGCUUGCUCUUUGGUUUCUGUGUUAACUUGAGCCGUACCUAUAUGGCGUGUGUGAGCGGAGAAUUUUGCCAGGCACAGCACCUCACCUCUGUGGAGAAGUGAAUCGGCCGCCCCCUGAGGGACUACGCUACCCAGAAACCCCCCUGACUGCCAGCACAUUAGGAACUGCAGACUCUUCUUCCAAAGGCCCCCCUGGGAUAUUGCGUAGUCCUUGGCCCGACUGCCCUGCCCUGUCCCAACCAAUACGAAAAAUCUUUGCAUUCUACUUUCUCCUUGAACAGCCAAUCACAAACAGCUCUCCUGAAUGGGCCGUCUCGCCAACAUGAACCGCCCCGCUGCAGUCGAGAUUGCCUACGAGUGCAUGAGGUUCCUCAUCACCCACAACCCCACCAAUGCCACGCUUAACAAGUUCACUGAGGAGCUGAAAAAGUUUGAGGUGAACACACUGGUGAGAGUUUGUGAUGCCACCUACGAUAAGGCUCCCGUAGAGAAGGAGGGGAUACAAGUCCUGGACUGGCCCUUCGAUGAUGGUGCCCCUCCUCCCACCCAGAUUGUGGACGACUGGCUCAAGCUGCUCAACACCAAGUUUCGAGAGGAGCCUGGCUGCUGCAUCGCUGUGCACUGUGUGGCAGGGCUUGGCCGAGCUCCAGUCUUGGUGGCCUUAGCCCUCAUUGAGUGUGGGAUGAAGUAUGAAGAUGCUGUGCAGUUCAUAAGGCAGAAGAGACGUGGAGCCUUCAACUCCAAACAGCUUCUUUACCUCGAGAAAUACAGACCCAAAAUGCGUCUGCGGUUCAAGGAUACCAACGGCCACAACUGCUGUGUGCAGUAGGCUGCCUGUCAGUGCAUCUUUCUUAUGCACAUCUAGUGGGGAAUCUUCCAACAAGGGGAGAUAAAAAAAAAGAAAAAAAAAAAAAAAAAAAAAAAAAAAAAAAAAAAAUGGAGAGUGCUAUCAGUAAUUAUUGUGAUGAUUUGUUAACACUGAGUCAUGGUUAAUUGAUCAGAGAGAAAGCGAGUGAUGGAAAGAAUGAAUCCAGAUCUGGGGAUCCACCAGCUGAACCAAUGAAUGGAAGGUCAAAGCACACAGAUUGGCCCGCCUCCCGGUUAUACUGUACAACCACGGGCCAGAAUUCUUUCAACUUGAGUCCAUCCUGUGUUUUUUUUUUUUU